Messenger RNA from Phycodurus eques (leafy seadragon), 1742 nucleotides. RefSeq names its product mesoderm development LRP chaperone (gene mesd). The coding region runs from base 13 to 663 and encodes 216 amino acids. NCBI's taxonomy places the organism in Eukaryota, Metazoa, Chordata, Actinopteri, Syngnathiformes, Syngnathidae. The record is from RefSeq and is a predicted model, not a curated record. Gene Ontology annotation, biological process: protein folding. The transcript has 3 exons.
CCAUCUGUAAACAUGGCGUCUGACUGUCGUUGGCAAUGUGUAGCGCUCCUCUUUUGUACUUGUUUGCUUUAUUCUUUGGCGACUGACAGUAAGGAGAAGCCCAAGAAAAAGAAGGACAUAAGAGACUACAAUGAUGCCGAUAUGGCUCGUCUUCUUGAACAGUGGGAGAAGGAUGAUGACAUUGAGGAAGGUGAUCUUCCAGAGCACAGGAGAGCUCCUCCUCCCGUCGACUUCUCCAAGAUUGACCAGUCCAAACCUGAAGAUCUGCUCAAAAUGUCCAAGAAGGGCCGCACCCUGAUGGUUUUUGCUACAGUGUCGGGGGAACCCACUGAGAAGCAGACAGAGGAGAUCACAAGUCUGUGGCAGGGCAGCCUCUUCAAUGCAAACUAUGACAUUCAAAGAUUUGUGGUGGGCUCCAACAGGGUGAUCUUUAUGUUGCGAGAUGGCAGCCUAGCAUGGGAAGUCAAAGAUUUCCUGCUGACCCAGGAGCGUUGCUUGGACGUAACUGUCGAAGGGCAGGUGUUCCCCGGCAAGGCUGCCAAGAAGGACGACAGCGAGUACAAGCAGGAGAAUGACGCGAACGCCAAGAAGAAGAGCAGAAAGAAGACGGAGAGCAAGAAGGUAGAUUUGGAAGGGAACAGAGCCAGGAAACAGGACUUAUGAUGGAGUAACAAAGAGUUGUCUCUUGAUUUGUCUGAGAGGCUGCAGGACCACAUGAGCAGGUUGCGGUCAUUUAGCAAGGAACUAAUAAAUCAUCUUGACUGCCGAGCACUUCCAUUGGUGUAUUGUUGAUCGUCAUCUAUGCUUUUACAAAUACCGUUUUUUCUGUGUGAUUUAAGUCCCAACGGUAGUCACGAAAAGCAGUCUUAUGAGUUGGGAAUGAAGUUUCCCUUCACAUACGUGCAAGCAUGUCAUUUAGUUGACCUCCAGCUCCUGUUCUGUCAAGGACUUUUUGCUCCUGUCCAACUGCACUUCAAGUUGUGUUUAAAAAAAUUAGCUAGCUUGCUUCUUUCUUCUUGAUUUUUACUCAACAUAAAAUGUAUUUUUUUUUUUUUUUUUUUUUUUUUUUUUAUACAAAAGAUUGUUGUUCAUUUUCCAUGACUUACACAUGACAAGUCUUGAAUUUCAGUAGUUGCAGGAGUCAGUUUUGGAGUCAGCAGCCCGUUGCAACAGAGUAUAAUGUGCAGAGCAUUGAAUUGAUAUCCUGGUUAGUGAACUGAUGAAGCCUACUGUCCUCCAAGAAUAACCUAACAGACCAGUUGCCGUUGAUUGAAUGUCCUGAGAAUGAAAUGAUCUGGAUUCUGGACCUGAAUUCAUUUGAUUUACAGGCACCUUUCAAGCCACUCAAGGUACAAGCAUAGUUAAAAGAAAUCAAACAAUACAAUCAAAAUAUGCUUUUUGUUUGUGGGGGGGUCCAAAUUGUGCUGUCGGGGAGUGUUGAUGCUAUCGGACCUGCAAUGCACACUGUGAUCGUGAGAUUACCAUUUCAGCAAUCCAGCACCCUCAUGCUGGUCGCUGGAGACUGAAUUGAGGCAUGUUUUUCUCAUUUACUACCAACUUCACACCAGGGGUUACCAGUAUGGUGCCAACAUACAGCCGGUAGGUUCAAAGGACCACAUGAGUUGACAGGGGCCCUAGGGCGUUCUCACCGUUGACGUAUUUAAUUUUUGUCUUGCUAAUUUAGCUAUUUCCCAGCAAAACUGUAUAAAGGAAAAAUAAAUAAAAUCUGGACACUCUUUGAA